Messenger RNA from Rotaria sordida, 564 nucleotides. The record is from the annotation of a GenBank genome assembly. Lineage: Eukaryota; Metazoa; Rotifera; Eurotatoria; Philodinida; Philodinidae.
AUGGCAUCGACAGAACAAACUUCUACCAAUGAUUCUGGUAAUAAUGAUGAUAAAAAAUCAUCAUCAUCAUCAAAUAAUGAAAAAGAUUCAGGUUUUGAAUGUAAUAUUUGUCUUGAAACAGCUCGUGAUGCUGUUCUAUCACUAUGUGGUCAUUUAUUUUGUUGGCCAUGUAUUCAUCAAUGGCUUGAAACUCGUGCACAUAAUCCAACAUGUCCUGUAUGUAAAAGUAGUAUAUCACGUGAUAAAUUAGUGCCUAUUUAUGGAAGAAAUUCUCCACAAACUGAUCCAAGAAAUACUACACCACCACGACCCGCUGGUACAAGACAAGAACCUCGUCGAGGUCGAAAUUUUGGUUUUGGUGAUGGUGUUAAUUUUCAAAUGUCAUUUGGUGUUGGUGCUUUUCCAUUUGGUCUUUUUCAAACAACAUUUACAACAAAUAAUAAUAAUGAUCAUCAAUAUGGUCCACCACCACCUGAUACACCUGAACGUUAUCAUCAUGAUUUAUUAUCACGUAUAUUUCUAGGGAUUGCAUUAGCUGUCAUUUUGUUCAUUAUUUUUAAUUGA